ACUAGACUCGGAGCGCCGAAGACCAUAACCGAAACAACUCGAUCACUUUGAUCGGCACAAAGCUUUACUCUUGCCUGCUGCACCUUCACUAACCAGCUCGGCGAACAACGGUAGAAGGCAGUCUUUGGCGAGUCGUCGACUUAAGAGUGUGUCUCUUACCGGUGCCAUACGUCUCUGAAUCCCAUGAAUGUCCUCUCAGAAGGACCGCGAUAAUGAACAGCAAACUGGGAACUCCGUUUAUGCCGCUCUUGCUAGAACAGCGACGCGCAGCGUAGCCCUCUAUUUCUCUCGACCGGUUCGCCUCUUCAGGCCAUCGAAAGUCUCAGGCUGGCAGAUCCUGAAGGGUCUAGCCACGCAACAUGGCCAGACGUUAUCGCCACGCUACAUCUCAUGGCUAGUUAAGGAGCAAGGAUACAUGGUGAUUCCGAAGCAUUUCAUACCUCCCAUGCUGGUCAAUAUCGCUUUAGGAUCAGUGCUCUGGACUGCGUAUGCAGAGGCUUCGGACUUCCUUACGCCCCACAUUUCAUCACCGCUCUGUGUCGCUGCGGUUUCAGGCGGCAUUGCAGGUGGAACGCAGGCCAUCCUUGCGGCACCUGCCGAAAAUGUGCGAUUCCUCUUGGAAGGCGGGUCUCCUGCUGUCGGCUGGUCUCAUGCAUGGAAGGAGGUGUUCAGAGAUACACAGAGCAAAUCAGCCACAUCAGCUCAGGCUGAGUUACACGAGGCUCGUCAAGUAAGGCAAUGGAUGAAAGAAGUAGGUGAAAUGGCCGGUCGAGGAUGGGACGGCUGGGGUUGGGGAUGCGGAAAAGACGUCUGUGGUUUCGCCGUGUUUUUCUCGAUCUUCGAAGUGACACGGCGUAUAGCUCUCCAGGCGAAGGCCUCUUCAGAGGUUGCUCUGUUCCCAGAUGGCCGGUGUGAGAAGAAGGGUUCCCUGAAGAAUAACACGCCUCGGAUUGUACACGCAGUCACCCUAGUCUCUGGCGGCGCAGGGGCUGGUUUGGCUUAUGAAUUGGCUACUCGGCCUUGGGAUAUCGCAAGGAAGACUGUGCAUGUAGAUCGCAUAACCGCCGGCAAGGAACACCAUUCAAUUGCGGUGAUAUUGAUGCGUAAACUCAGAGUUGAGGGUCUGUCCUCAUUCUUUGCGAAUCCUUCUCCUGCCACACAUGCCGAUGACGUGCAAGCCUCCCCCGUACAACGCCGCCUGUAUUCCGCUUUAAGGACAUUGGCUAGAGUUGGGCCUUGGGGUGUCGGAUUCUUGGUGUGGGAGGCAUUUGGUCCUGGAAUAUCGUAAUACUUGUCAAUACUACUCCGCCUGUCUUCUCCAUCUCAUACAUUCCAGACUUCAUUUCUAAUGGAUCGCAAAUACCAUUCUGUCGGGGCUGGGGAAGUUGAUGGUUGCUCAAAUUACUUCUCUGCAUCUCAGCGCGUGAGUUUCCGAUAACUUGCAAGAUUUGGAGCCGGGGGAGCUGCACGCUUUAGGGUUCAGACCUUCAACGUUCAGAGUCCAACGUUCGCUUAGGAUGACUAAUUGUAGAAUUGAGACGUGGCGUUUCAUUAUGCAUCGAUUUGGCUGAUCUGCAAUGCCUUGAGAAGAACCGUAGCGGACUUGCAAGCAUUGAUCAAUGACCACUGAGAAGGUGGCAGUGGAGUGCUGGAGAACAUAGGACCGGAAGCUAUAGUGUCCUU
Messenger RNA from Somion occarium, 1683 nucleotides. The record is from the annotation of a GenBank genome assembly. NCBI's taxonomy places the organism in Eukaryota, Fungi, Basidiomycota, Agaricomycetes, Polyporales, Cerrenaceae.